ACAACAACAGCAGCAGCAACAACAACAACAACAGUGAUCAUUGUGGUGGCAUUGUGUGCCAUCGCAAAUGGAUUGUGAAAUUCUAAUAGCAACUGCAACAACACUCGUCACUGACAAACUAAACUAUAAAGCAUCCACAAACACACACACACACUCGCUCGAACAUCCUUACAUCAAGCAAGUCUGUGGCCUGUUGCCUGCAACUUUAACAACAACAACAUCAAUAAAACAAAAGUAAUAAUGAUAAUGUAUUGAAUUUUGUGGCCAUUUCUGUUGCGUUUUGCAAACGACAAAACAAAACCUUUAAACAAAUCAAACAAUAGUGUAUAGUUAUUAUAUUUAAUGGAUAACUUGUAAUAAUAAUUAUUAUUAUCGAUUAUCACAUGCACUCAUAAGUAGCACAUAAUUUACAAAAAGUUCAGCGAACAAAAAUUACUUAAACUGCAGCAAAUCGAACGUACAUAUAUAUCCAUAUAUCCCAUAUGUGUAUAUGCCCUUAGAGCCAUUCUUAAUAUUAUGUCUAUUAAAAUAUUUAAUGAAAAAAAGAAAAGAAAACUCAAAAAAUAAUCAUGUUUACGGAAUCUCAUCAAGAAAUCUGCAAUUCGUUUUGAUCACAAUUUUUUUUUAUAAAAAUGCUCGCGAAGAAGAAUCUUUUUUAUAGUUCAUAAGGUUAAAUAGUUGUUUUUUAUCUGUACAAUGACUAAAUAACAAUUACACAGAUACACACACACACACAUACAUGCAUAUCCGUAUUCAUUAUGCAGCAUUUGAUUGUUUUUAUUGAUGCUCUGCUAAUGUCUCGAUUAAUGCAAAACAUCAUCAUUUAGUUUUGUUAAAUUGACGCAAAUUCUUGUUAAUGAAGUAUUUCGAUUAUGAAUACGUUAUAUCUGCUAUAUACAUACGCAAAACAAUUAUGAAUCUUAAGUCUAUAUAAACUAUAAAAACCGAUUAUGAUAACAAAAAAAGCAUAAGAGAAAAAACAAACAAAACAAAAUACGCAACAGCCAUAUUUAGUUAAUGAAAAAUAACGAAUAUCAUGCAUUAAUAAUGUACAAGUUAAACAUAAAUAAUUUAAUCUUAAUUAAUAAUGUUAAUGUUGAGCUCAAGCACAAUGUAUUAUACACAAAAAAAUAAAAACAAAAACAAAAGAAAAAUUAAAAAAAAAACAAGGAUAAAAAUAAUGAAAGUAAUAAUAUUUUUGAUAAUAGAUAAUGUUUGACCAAACAAUAACAAAAUUCUUUAAUUUAAAAUGAGUUCUAGAAGUUAGAAAACGCACAUAAUUUUUUGAAAUUUUUUAUAAAUAAUUAAAAAUAUGUUUAAAAUUAAUAAAUGAAAAUGAGAUGAACGGGGAUGGAAGGAGAAGAAGAAGAUGUAAUGAAUGUGAACUGCAUUUAAAUUAUGGUACAAAUGAAAAAUUGAUAGAUAAUUGUUUUAAAUUAAAGAAUUUUGCAUGAAGCUGAAACUGAAAAACUGAUUGAAAGCAAAUACACAAUGUAUGUAAUUAUGUGUGCCUUUUUCAAAGCAUUGCAACUAAGUUAAUUGUUAAAUUUUAAAUAAUAAUAUUAUUGACGGCACCAAUCAAAAUCAUAUAUAGAAUUGGCAAACGAAUGAAAAAGUGAAAUCAAUCGCUAGGCAGCCGCUACAUCAUGAAAUUAUUAUAAUGCUACUACUAUAUAAUGAUGUGAAUCCCGACAUACUCAAAAUACUUGCGAGUGAAACACAAUUCAAACGAGAAAUACUACAUAAUUUAACAAUUUAAUAAUAAUAAUAUUAUUAUAAUUUUAUGUUUAUAAUCGGCAAUCGUGCAAUCGUAACAAUCGUGCACCGCCAAAAUUUACAAAUUUUUUGGUGUGCUGCCUAUGGAAAUUUUUCGAUAACCGAAUGAUCGAUAGAGUAUACAUAUAAAUGGUUUCGUAAUCGAUAUCGUUAUUGAAUUUCAAUUCAAUUGAUGAUUGUGAGUAACCUAUUAACUAAUCUCUAAAUAAAUAAUAUAAAGUAAUAAUAAUAAUAAUAAUUAGUUGUAAUCUUUAAGCACGUGGCAAAUUUAAUGUUGUAUGUACUAUUGUGUUAAUGGGGAACAUUUUUAUUUGAAACAAACAAUAUUCACAAUAUUCAUUCAUUAAAUAUCAUGAAAACAUUACACAUUAUUGCAAAUCCAUUGGAAUUAUUUGCAAAUCUUAUCCACAUAUGUUCAAAUAAUAAUUAUUUACGCAACUGUAACAAAAAAAAAAACAAAAAUCAAACUAAAUUAUGUACAAGUUUUUGCAUAAAAUAAAUGUUUAUAAAAAACCAAAAAACUGAAAACGUUUUUCAAUCUGAAGUCAACUGUGUAGUUGCAAUGGGGAUAAUUGGGCGAAUGCACGCUUUGAAAUAUGAAUAACAAAUUGUUGUCUACCAGAGAAAACAAAAACAAGACAAAAAUCAACAAUAGCCCAAUUUGCCAUCGGUGCAAUUGAAUUGUGUGAAUGAGUGAGUGAGUGUGUGGUAACUCAUUUGGUUGCCAGGGGAUGUCCCGAAACUGCUUAUUGACAUGAGGACGUGUGUGUGUGUGGGCAGACUUUGAAACAAAAGAAGCCUACCAAAUGCACGAGGACAUGUGAGGAUGCCACACACACUGCUAUCUAAUCUGUGUCCACCUUGAAGAGAGGAGGCUACGUUUUUCGUUUCGCAAUGGUGCAGAAUUAAUCUCGAAUCGGAGCAUACGGUGAUGAUGCAAUUGUGAUUGCAUUGUGCUUGUGUAACAAAGUGGUUAAUAACCACAAAGGAGUUAUCGGUCCAACUCAAACACCUACGCUCUCUCUUUUUAGACGGAGGACAUAUUUGGUUCGAUUUGCACAAUGCAUCUUGAGGUUCCUCGUAACUUAUGCUACAAUAAUAGUUAAUUAAGUACUGUUGACAUGGGCACAGCAGCAGCAGCGACAGCAGCAGCAGCAAUCAUUUAUGCAAGCAAACUUCUUCAAGGACCCAUCCAGCUUCCUUUUGUAUUGUAAACAAACCGAACAACACGUGCGAAUGCCGUCAAUGCGCAUGCGCUGUUAUUAACAGCGCUCUGUUAACGCGUCCUUAAAAGCCUUGAGCUGUAUGGCAACCGGCUCAGUUCAACGGUAGCAGGCGAAUUGCAAGGAUCGAAAUCUCGAAAACGGAUUAGUUAAACAACGUCUUCGCGUAGCAACAAGUGAGCUCUCAGAGUCGUGGAGCUAACUAUCGUGUAUACACAUGGCGAACCGACUGAUGAUACUCUGGUACUUAGUUGUGCUGUUCGUUGCCAUGGCUAAUGCGCGUAAUGAAACCCAUCAGAAUCCACCGCCACCGUUGGCGCAUGUUGAACAGUGCGGGAACACUGAGAAGAUGGUCGAUGAAUGCUUUAAGGAUUUGCCAUCACAUCUAACAGAGUUUUUACAAAACACAAAAAUUGUCAUAAGCAAACAGGAGAUCAUGGCUAAGUGCAUUGUUUUCAAUAAGGGCAUGAAAUGCUUUGAUGCCUAUGCAGCGCGUUGCCUGCAGAGUCGAAAGCUAAACUUGUUUAAAAACAACGUCGAUGGUGCUCGUAAAUUUUUAAAGAAAUUCUGUUCCGAUGAGAAUUUUCAAAGAGAUUAUUUGCGGCACAAGGAUUGUUUCGCCUACAUUCAACCAGAUUGGGUUAGCUGCACCGCAGACUUUGAGAACAUACUCACGGAUGAUUUGCACGACGAUACCCGCAAUGUUAGCGAUAAAUUCAUGGAGUUUUGUUGUGCACGUUACGCGUACGAGAAUUGCAUCUAUAAUAGUGCGCGAUAUAAGUGCUACAAGCAUUCGGCCGAAUUUGCACGCGAAACCGCCAAAAUGCUGUCGGAUGAGAAGCACUUCAGCAAUUGCCGCCACCUGGAGGACAUCUGUGCGCAUUCGACACGCAUCGCCUGGAUAUCGAGCAGUUUUUAUCCCCUGGCUCUAGUACUGAUGUUGCGUUUUCUGCGGCACCUCGCCGGACCGUAGAUUCUUCGCUCUGUGGUUGUGUGCGUGUGUGUCUCUCUGUGUGUGCGUGUGUAUAAGUGUGGUGGUGUAGGUUGUCCAAUUGAAAAUGCAUAGCAUUGAGCGAUUCGCUUGCAAAACAAAAAAAAACAUAAAACAUGGGCAUGUGAUUCUCUUGGGGUGGGUAAACUGGGUCGGACAGCGGCACUUGUUAGUCUUAAAACAAAAAUCUCCAAUACUAUAUAUAAACACUUAAGUUGAUGUAUGUGAAUGUGUAUAUGUGUACCAUAUUAUUUGUGUGAAACAUUUGUGUAUUUCAAAUAAAUUUCACUUCAGUUAUGCGACACGUCUUUAUCUCCUAUCCGACGACUACUUAAAGAAAAGUUCAAUAACUAUCUGAUGCGCGACCAUCUGUCGUAUACGUAAUAUGCUAAAUUGAUUGAAUGGGCCUUUGUGUCUUCUGUCUACACCGAUAAGGUAAAUCCGUCACGCAAUGAACUCACCCAGCACGUGCUCUGAAACUUUGUUUGCCAGACUAUUUUUCCAGGUAUUUAUCUUUUAAAUGGAUGGUGGCAGAUAUGUUUGCCUUUGCGUUCAUUUGACAGUCCAUUUGGCAAGUCUGUGGAGAAAGUUUUGAGUAGGCAAACAACCUGUGUAACUAGGGCGGCGACUCCUGCCAAUAUAACGUCAAUAACAUCAACAACUUUAGUAGCUGCCAACAAAACAUAUUCAUAUCAGUUUUUUUUUUUUGAGUUUCCUGGAAAGAAAACUUAUAAUUUUGUUAACGGAGAAUGCAAUUUAAGUACUUCUAAAGUUACACCAAACUAAAAUUGUUGCAAUAUUUUCUUGUUGUUUUCUCUCUGUUUUUUACUCUACAUAUUGUUGCCUUUCAAUGGGGAUCGAUAUUAAUUUCGCUCUGUUGGUCGUAAUGCAAGUUAACGCUCAUAGCUUAUGCAUUGCACUACUUGCCUCCUCUAUACAAUGUCAAAGGCUAGUCCUUGGGGCAAGCUGCAUCGUUGUUGCCAUCCGAGUCAAGUGGAAAGUUCGAACGUGUUUUUGUUUUGCAGAGGAGUCUUCGGGCGAUUUGCUUAGCUGAAAACUAGCACAAACUUGUGAUUUAUCCACAAACGCGUAAGCGAUAAAAUUUGUAAUUAAUUAAGCGAGCUGGUCAGCAGCGGCAAACAGCGACAUUUGAUGUUCGAUCUAUGUAUUGCUGAAGUGACUGGUCGUCUACUGCUGCUGGGCAAAUAAAACAUGUUGUUGUUUUUAUUCGCGCACAGCUAAAAUCAAAUUACUUGCUGUCAUCUGCACGCAAAGACACAAGGCAAAAAAGCCACGGCAAAGCAAAGUCAAAGUCAAAAGCAAAAGCAAAUGGCAAAUGGCAAAUGACAGUUGGAAGGACUGAAGACGCAGCCACGUGCAUGCAACAUGUUGCCCAGGGAAACGGAGGUAGUGGACAAAAGCAAGAGAAAGUAAUAAUACGAGUUGCGUUAUACGAGUAGUUCUGAAACAAUUUUUAUAGGUAAAUAUGUA
Drosophila sulfurigaster albostrigata is the source of this 5481-nucleotide messenger RNA. RefSeq lists its product as uncharacterized. The record is from RefSeq and is a predicted model, not a curated record. The coding region runs from base 3217 to 3972 and encodes 251 amino acids. The transcript is spliced from 5 exons. NCBI's taxonomy places the organism in Eukaryota, Metazoa, Arthropoda, Insecta, Diptera, Drosophilidae.